UAAUCUCGCCUAGCCAUGACCCGACUCCUAGUGAUAUGUGUAGUGGAAGUGUUCGUGCUCCAAAUAGUCCAAAUACAUGGAGCUGCGGAAAAUACGCCAGUGCUACAAAUAUCUCAAGGGAAACUGAUUGGUUUGGAGAUGAAAAAGGGCUAUUGGCAAUAUUUGGGAAUACCGUAUGGUACGGUGGAUGACAGAUUCCAGGAGGCAGGCCCUCCACCGCGCUGGCUGGGCGUAUUCAACGCGUCCGAGACCAGCGUCGUUUGCGCCCAAUACCACGACCGUCUACAGCUGCCCGUGGGUGUUGAAGACUGCCUGAUCCUGAACGUGUACACCCCCGGCCAGGUCAGCUAUAAGCGACUUUAUCCCGUCAUGGUGUUCAUUCACGGCGGCGGCUACAAGACUGGCAGCAGUAGCGCCUAUCUCUACAACCCUCAACCGCUCGCGAAAAAAGGAGUUAUCGUCGUCACUGUCAACUACCGGCUAGGCCCCUUCGGUUUUCUGUGCCUCAGAAUAAAGGGUGCGCCGGGAAACGCAGGAUUGAAAGAUCAAGUGGCUGCACUUAAGUGGGUCAGGGAUAAUAUUAGGUAUUUUGGCGGCAACCCAGACUUAGUAACUAUUUUCGGUGAGAGUGCAGGGUCAUCAUCAGUCAGCUAUUUGAUAUUAUCACCCGCAGCUAAAGGCCUGUUCCGAAGAGCUAUCAUGCAAAGCGCCUCAGCUCUAUCGCCUUUCGCUCUGCCAAAUGAUCCAAUAGAGCGAGCAUCAUUAGUUGCUGUCAAUAUGGGCUACAACACGAAAAACCCGUUUGAUCUAUUGAGGAUUUUCAAAAAUUCCACGAAAAACGAUAUUUUAAUUGCAAGCGCAUCAGUCACCUCCUCAAAUCUUCUAUCAAAAUAUGUCUUUAGACCGUGCAUUGAAAAGCAGGGGGUCAACAACAAGCCAUUCCUGUUCAUGAAUCCUCAAGACAUACUUGAAUCGGGGAAGUACAAUAAAGUAUCUAUGAUCAUUGGUUAUAACAAUAAGGAAGGCAUUCUAUACGUGACACAAUUAAACAAGAAAGUGUAUCAAAGUUUAAAUGAUAACUUUGCUGCUCUUUUGCCUGAUAACAUGUAUUUUUCAAGUAUUAAAGAGAGAAAAGAUACUGCAAACAAAAUCAAGACAUUUUACUUCGGAAAUGAUACUAUUAAUAAUAGUUCAGUGAAUAAUUUAAUAGAUCUAAUAUCUGAUGUGAUGUUCCAUUACCCAUCAGUGGCUAUAACCGAGUACUUCCUGAAUCACAAUCAUUUGCCUAUCUACAAUUAUUACUUCAAGUACGAUUCUUACAGAAACUUGGCGAAGAUCUUGUUGGGCCUGAAGGAUCUGAAGGGGGCGGCCCAUGGCGACGAACUGUUCUAUUUGUUCAAUCCGGCCAUUUAUUGGCCUUUGCCUUUGAAAGCAAAUGACGCAAAGAUAGUUGAGAGAAUGACUAGUAUGUGGACAAAUUUUGCCAAGUUCGGAAACCCUACUUCGUUAAAAUCCUCGGCACUGGACAUAGAUUGGCAAGCUAGCGACGACACAAAUCUGAGAUAUAUUAUAAUAGAUAAGAAUCUUACUGUGGACUCUUUGCCGAAUCCAGACCGCAUUGAUUUCUGGAGGAAAAUCUACAAUGAGACAGAUUUAAGUACAUAA
Messenger RNA from Cydia amplana, 1665 nucleotides. RefSeq names its product juvenile hormone esterase-like. The transcript has 3 exons. The record is from RefSeq and is a predicted model, not a curated record. The coding region runs from base 16 to 1665 and encodes 549 amino acids. Gene Ontology annotation, molecular function: hydrolase activity. Lineage: Eukaryota; Metazoa; Arthropoda; Insecta; Lepidoptera; Tortricidae.